AAAAAUUUCAAAAAAAUAACGAACUUCGCUGACUUCAAACCAUCAACCGCUAACGCACGAAUUUAAUUUGUAUUAAAUUUAAUUAUUGCUAAUUGAAACUUAGUUCGUGAUUUUAAUUAUUCUUCUCCGCAUUCUCUUGUUAUUAUAUUAGUUCUACGCCAUGGCAUUAUUCGACAUCUUUGGUGAUCACCUGAACCUCACGAGGCAAACAAAGAAAAAUGUUUCGAGGCAGCCCCUGACAAAUAUUGAAAAUAUGGGCAAAAUGGUCACAUCAGGGCCAGUCAAACUUAACGAACCAGUCAAAUCUAUGAAAAAAGGUGGUGAAACAAAGAAAUCAUUUCUCUCAAACACAGGCAAAGCUUUACAAAGCACACCACGUGCCGCUUUCACUCCCAGAGCCAAAAAUGUGGUGCCCUUUAUAUACAAUGAUGAAACAGAAACAGUGGAGAAAGGUUACUCAUUUGAAGAAUUGGAAUUUACCAAGCCUUCCUAUAAGAAUGAUAACUACCACAGAGAUGCCCUGGACUAUCUCCCUAUGCCCGAGCUGCAGAUAAAUGAACAUGUGUCGCCACCCAACACACCACCACCAAUCAUUGCUAGGCAUAGCAUGGACUUGGAUUGCUCUUAUCAAGACGAGUUUUUCACAGACGAUUUUUCCAAUGAAAGCAUUCCAGAUGAUGACCUGGGGCUGCCAGAGUUAUAUUGAAAUAUGAAAACUCAUCCAAAGCGGAAACUUAUUUUUUUCCAAUUGUUUCUUCUUUAUUUAAUUAAAAAUUAACACUGCUGAUUGACUUGAUUGUUUUCUAAAUGAAAAUAAUUUUAGUGACAAAAUUGUGUUAAUUUUUUCUCAAUGUUUUUUUUUAAUAAUUUUUUUAUAUUUUAUUGAUCUAUCAAUUAAAAAGAUUAUUAAGGUAAUUACAACUUGAGACAGUAUUAUUAUUGUUGUAAUUUAAUAAGAACUUGUUGAUUAAAAUAAGAUUUGUAAAUAGGUACCUCAAGAUUGAAAAAUAAAUUAAUUUUGGAAUUAAA
Molecule: messenger RNA, 1029 nt
Organism: Maniola jurtina (meadow brown)
Lineage: Eukaryota; Metazoa; Arthropoda; Insecta; Lepidoptera; Nymphalidae
Exons: 4
Coding region: 161-706 (181 amino acids)
Source: RefSeq, a predicted model, not a curated record